AAUGCGCGGCCUGAAAUUUCUGGCGAGCAGACGUUAGAAACAAUAACAGUACCCGAUUCAAAUCCCAUCUCUCUCGUCUCCACCUCCUCAUCCCACUAUUCCUCUAUCCGUAAGUCUUGAGUUCUUCUCCCCGACGAAUCGAUCGUCGCCGGCAACAAUGGAUUACGCUUCAUGUGCGCUGCGGUCUUCGUCUUCCCCAAUCGUUCCCGCCAAAUUCGCUCCCGCAUUCAACCGGGUUACCGGAAACGUUGCCCCGAUCUUCUGUCGUUUCAAUCCGUUUUCGACCAAUCAGUCUAACGGCCUCGCCAUACUCAGAUCUCGUUCUCAGAUUCGUGCAGUUUCAAAUGAUGUAGGGAGCAUGAACAAGAGAAUAAGCAGUCUUGAAUCUCUCUUUUGCAAUGACAAGUCAGUACCUGAGGAAGUUAUAGAGAAACCUCUUGGGCUGCCUUCGAUUGCGAAGAAUAUUGGAAAUAGCACACCUUGUGCUGGUUGUGAAGCAAAAGGUGCUGUCUUAUGCAGCACGUGCUCUGGUUCAGGCUUAUAUGUUGACUCUAUUAUGGAAUGUCAAGGGAUUAUCGUCAAAGUUCGAUGCUUAGGUUGUGGCGGGACUGGGAAUAUAAUGUGCUUAGAAUGUGGCGGCCGAGGUCAUAGAUGAUUCCUUCAUUGUUGUACGGACUUGUACCCCCAUAGUGUCUGUUGAGUGGCUACACAAAGUGCAAAUGCCGGAGGUAAGAUUUGACAAGGAGGCACUUAGCAGUUAUGUUUUCCAAGUUAGUUGUUGUCUAUCCCUCCUACAUUUCCUACAAAUUUCACUUUAAAAUUUUGUAGCUCAAAGCGUAACAUGGUGUGCAUUAUAUGUUUGCUCUGUUAUGAAUUAAUCUGUCACACUUCACUGGUCAU
Messenger RNA from Cuscuta campestris, 900 nucleotides. The record is from the annotation of a GenBank genome assembly. NCBI's taxonomy places the organism in Eukaryota, Viridiplantae, Streptophyta, Magnoliopsida, Solanales, Convolvulaceae.